Messenger RNA from Salvelinus sp. IW2-2015, 6434 nucleotides. The record is from RefSeq and is a predicted model, not a curated record. NCBI's taxonomy places the organism in Eukaryota, Metazoa, Chordata, Actinopteri, Salmoniformes, Salmonidae.
UGCAGGACACGUUUUGAACGCAGUCAUUCACCGAUAAUAUUCUAAUUUUUUCGAACAUAGGUCUAUCUUAGUAAAUGACAACUUCCUCGCUAUGUGAAGGCGCUUCAGACGGUGAAAGGAGUCCGAGAGAAAACUUUUGUAGAAACUUUUGAGCGAAAUGACACGGAAUUUACCUCUUUCAACCGGAAUGGUGGCUAUUUUCGCGUUUGUUUGGAUGGGGAGUCUCAUGCCACUCUGUCAAACGAUAAUAUACACAAAUGACUGGGCGAUCAGGAUAAAUGGGGCACCCGCCUCUGCAGACAGUAUAGCGGAGAAAUAUGGAUUUCACAAUUUGGGUCAGAUUGGAGACUUGAACAACUUUUAUAGUUUUCGCCACAGUGGGACGGUGGAGCGGUCCACGUCGUCCAACAAAGACUUUACCGACCUCAUCGCCAAGGAGACCAAGGUGGAGUGGGUGCAGCAGCAGGUGGUCCAUUGGAGGACUAAGAGGAACUCCAGAGCCAGUCACAUCUACUCCAUUGACGUUCGGACGAAACACAUUCACCCAGGCCCCGUCCAACCUAACCAGACCCAGACAAUGGUUUUCAAUGACCCCCAGUGGUGCAGCUUGUGGUACAUUCACUGCAGUGAGGGCUCCCAGGGCUGUCCUUCCUACAUGAACAUCGAGUGGGCCUGGAGGAGAGGACACACAGGGAAGGGAGUGGUGGUGUCCAUCUUGGAUGACGGCAUCGAGAGAGAGCAUCCUGAUCUCAGGCCAAAUUAUGACCCCUUUGCCAGCUAUGAUUUCAAUGGGAAUGAUGAUGACCCCACGCCCAGAUACGACUCCAGCAAUGACAACAGCCAUGGGACAAAAUGUGCUGGGAUGGUUGCCGCGGCAGCAAAUAACUCUCAGUGCACUGUUGGAAUCUCCUUCAAUGCUCGGAUAGGUGGCAUUCGUAUGCUGGACGGAGAUGUGACGGACAUAGUAGAGGCCCAAUCCCUGAGCUUCAGGCAGCAGCACAUUGAUAUUUACUCUGCCAGCUGGGGGCCGGAGGAUGAUGGGAGGACUGUGGAAGGACCUGGCCCUCUGGCUCGCCUCGCAUUAGACAACGGCAUACGCACUGGAAGGAAGGGGCGUGGCUCCAUCUUCGUGUGGGCGUCGGGUAACGGUGGGCGGAGCAGGGAUCACUGCUCCUGUGACGGCUACACCAACAGCAUCUACACCAUCUCCAUCAGCAGCACCACCCAUAGCGGGGCCAGGCCCGACUACCUGGAGCCUUGCCCCUCGACACUGGCCUCCACCUACAGCUCCUUCUCCACCGACAGACAGGGAGCCAAGAUGGUAACAUUGGACCUGAAACAAGGCUGUAGCAAGGAGCAUUCUGGGACCUCAGUCUCCGCUCCAAUGGCAGCAGGGGUCAUCGCACUCGCCCUGGAGGCCAACCCACUGCUGACUUGGAGGGACGUGCAGCACAUUAUUGUCAGAACGUCACAGGCCAGUCACCUGACCUCCCCUGACUGGCACACCAACGGAGCUGGAUACCAGGUGAGUCACCUGUAUGGCUUUGGGCUGCUGGAUGCAGAGAGCAUGGUGAAGGAGGCUGAGCGAUGGAGACUGGUCCCCUCCCAGCAUGUGUGUGAAGAGGCUCCCACCCAAGAGAGCAGAACCAUUCCUCCAGGCCUUGUGCUGAGGUCUGUGUAUGAGUCCACCGGCUGCUCCCAUCAUCCCCUGCAGCACAUUGUGUAUCUGGAACAUGUAGUCAUCCGUGUCACCAUCACCCACAGUCACAGAGGUGACCUCUCCAUCACACUCACUUCACCCGCUGGGACCAAGUCACAGCUACUGGCAAACAGGCCUCUUGACCACUCCACUGAGGGCUUCCAGAGCUGGGAGUUCAUGACCACUCACUGCUGGGGGGAGAAGGCAUCAGGAGAGUGGAGUCUGGAGGUCCUGGAUACUCCCUCUCAACAAAGGGACAACAGCAAAACAGGGGAAUUGAGAGAGUGGUCUCUAGUGCUUUAUGGCACCUCAGAGCAACCAUACUCCAUGCGGCGUGAGCAAGCCCGCUCGGCAGAGCUGCCAACUGACGGUGGUGACCUCACUGAGGAAUACAACGGCCGAUGUGACCCAGAGUGCAGUGAGGAUGGCUGUGAGGGACCAGGCCCCCAGCAGUGUGUCACAUGUCUACACCUCUUCCUCAAGUUCAAGAACAACACCAGGACAUGUGUGUCUGUGUGCCCUGUGGGAUUCUGGGGCGACCGGCGUCGCUGUAAGAAGUGUUUCUCUUCCUGUGAAAUCUGCACGGGCAGCCGCAGUGACCAGUGUACUACAUGUCGUGCUGGACACCACCUGACCGAGGGAACCAAUAGUUGCACGGCAAGCUGUGGUGACAAUUAUUACUUGGACCAUGAUGGAAAUAUGUGCAGGAAGUGCAGUGAAAAUUGUUUGAGAUGCACCUCGGCGAACAUCUGCACGGAAUGCAAAUCAGGCACAAGAACACAGAGCCCAGAUAAUGGUGUGGGCAUUGAGGCGUGUAACCAGUGUGCUGAUGGGUACCUGAUGGAGGAGUGGAGGUGUGUUUCCUCCUGUAGUCCUGGCUUCUAUGCCACGGAGAGCAGCCCACAAAAAACUAGUGAUGGACCCAGGAUAUGCAGGAGGUGUGAUUCCAGCUGUCUCACCUGUGUGGGAGCGGGGAAGGGGAACUGCAGCAGCUGUGCUGGUGGACACAGUCUUGUGGACAAAGUGUGUAUGGUCAGCACCAUCUGUGGUGAUGGAGAGUACCAGGAUAGCCAUGGGAAGUGCCAUGCAUGUGACGCCACGUGUCUGAAGUGUACAGGCCCAAAGUCCGAGGAAUGUAUCAGCUGUGGCCCCUCUAGGUCUCUGGAUCAGGGUUGCUGUGUGGCUCAGUGUGCCCGGGGGAAGUACCAGUCAGGUGGCCAGUGCCACCUGUGUGACCACACCUGUGCCAUGUGCCUGGAUGGAGGGCCUGCCAACUGCACCAGCUGUGACACCGACAAAUUCAACAUGGACCGCUACCUGUACAAGGGGGGUUGCGUCGACGCUUGUCCGGAAGGACAUUACCAUACGCAGGAGAAGAGCUGCGAGGCCUGCCCCGACAACUGCAAGCUCUGCUCCUCCGCCACACACUGCCUGCGCUGUAACUCCUCCUACUACACCACUGAUGGAGUCUGCACCCGACUGGAGUGUGGGGAAGGUGAGGUGGAGGAUCCAGAGUAUGAUGACUGUAUGGCCUGUGAGGAGGGCUGUAAGAAGUGUGUACUGUAUAACCCCAGGCAUUGCCUAUCCUGCACUGACGGCUUUUACAAAUUCCAAGAUGGCUGCUACAAGAACUGCCCAGCGAAGACGUUCAGCGUAGAGGAGGAGAUGACCUGUGUGCCGUGUGAUGAAAAGUGCGUCAGCUGUGACGAACAUGAGUGCUACUGGUGUGAAACCGACCUCUUCUUAUCAGAGGGGAAGUGUGUGCCGGAGUGUCCGGACGGUUUCUACGGAGACGAAGACACCCAGGAGUGUGAAGAGUGUCACUCUGACUGUGUGACAUGCAGCGGUCCCGACAGUGACGACUGUGUGUCGUGUGAGGAGGGGAAGAGCCGGGAAGAGGGGGAGUGUGUCUCUACACAGGAUUCCUGCCCUGUUAAGACCUUCCUCACUGGUGAAGGAGAGUGUGAGGCCUGCCAUGCCUCCUGUGACUCAUGUUCAGGAGAGGAGAAGAGCCAGUGUAAAACCUGUGUGAAAGGGCGGUUCCUGUCAGCAGAGCAGGUGUGUGUGUUGAAGUGCCCAGCGAGCUCGUUUGCCAGCCGGCUUAGCGGUGUGUGCGAGCCGUGUCCUCGGGGGUGUGCGCAGUGUGCGGACGAGCAUCGCUGCACCCGCUGUCAGGUGGUACGCAAGGCCCCGCUCUACCUGCAAGACGGACAGUGUGUUCGUCAAUGCCAGAGUGGGUAUGCAGCGGGCCAGGUGUGUCGCGGCUGUGCGACAGGCUGUGCCUCCUGUGAGAAAAACGCCACCCACUGUCUGAGCUGUGUGGAGCCCUUCCUUCUGUACAAACACAAGUGUGUGGAGGCCUGCCCCCCUGCACACACGCUCAGAGACGGGGAGUGUCAGCACUGUCCCACAGCCUGCCAGGAGUGCAGCCCCAACAGCGAGUGCACAGGCUGUGAGGAGUACCACUUCCUCUACGAGGGCCGCUGUGUGACGGACUGUCCCGAGAGGUUCUUCCAGGACUCUGAGCAGGACGUGUGUGUCCGCUGUCACCCUGACUGUGACCAGUGUGACGGUCCGGAUGGGGACGACUGUGACUCCUGUGCAGACCCAGAGGCCACCCUGCACAACGGAGCCUGUCUGCCAAACUGCCCCUCCCACACCUACAGGGACAGCAGGACUGGGCAGUGCAAAGACUGUGAUGGCUCCUGUCUUACGUGCUCGGGGCCCCACGCUGGCUCCUGCUCCAGCUGCAGAGAGGGUCAGAGACUGGACACCGACGGGCAGUGUGACCCCUUGGUUAACAGGUGCACCCCCCGCCACUACACUGACCAGGAUGGAGAAUGCCACCCAUGCCACAAGUACUGCCAGCAGUGCAACGGGCCGGGAAGGAGCCACUGUCUGAGCUGCAACCAGAACCAUUUCAUACUGAAUGGUACCUGUAUGGACUUCUGUCCUACUGGGUUCUACCAAGAGGACUCAAGCCAGAGAUGUGAAGGAUGCCACCCAGCCUGUCUCACCUGCAUGGGCAGACACAGCCACGAGUGUCUCAGCUGCAAGGACCACCUAUUCAGAGAGGGCAAGGAGUGUGUGGACACCUGCCAACCAAGUCACUAUGGAAACAUGACCUCGAGGACGUGUGAGAGGUGUGACCCGAGCUGCGGUGAGUGUUCCGGGGGCAGGGCGGAUGGCUGUCUGAACUGUGCAGAUGGACUGCUCUACCUGAGGAAACAGGGACACUGUCACUCCAGCUGUCCCCAGGGACACUAUCAGGACAGACAGCACCACACCUGUGAGCCCUGUCACUCGAGCUGCAGAACCUGCUCAGGAAAAGGAUCUCAGGCGUGUGACUUGUGUCACAUGGGCUACACGCUGUCAGACGGAAUGUGUGAGUCCCACUGCAACAUGGGUCAAUACCCCGUGCUACAGGAUUGUGAGGACUGUGACGGUUCCUGUCUGGACUGUAGUGGACCUGGUCCAUACAACUGCACCAUUUGUCCUGCCCAUGCCAUCCUCACAGCCGGGGGGCGCUGUCUGCUCUGCUGUCAGAACGACCUGCCAGUAGAGGGAGAUUCCACAGCGCUGCAGCAGCAGCAGGAAUGCUGCAACUGCACUGAGACAAGAGGGGAGUGCGUCCUCAGCACUAACCUGGCCUUCCGCAAUGACGAAGAGGAGUCAACCGGGAACAUGGUGCUCUUCAUCACCACCUCCAUCCUACUGCUGCUGGGCCUGGGUACCGUAGUCUUCCUCAUCCGACGCUCCCGCUCCAAGAGCCCCUCCCUCCCCGACCCCAUCACGGCCCCCCGUGGCUACGAGAAGCUGGGUGGCGGGCGUCAUAAUACCACAUCCGCAAGUUCCAGCGGGCAUUUCCGCGAGGCCCAGUUGGUGGAACUCUCCGAGCGCUGCGGGGAUAAGGAUGAGGAAGAUGAGGACGAAGAUGAGGACAUUGUGUACAUGGGUCAGGAUGGAACGGUCUACAGGAAGUUCAGGUACGGACAGCCAGGGAAUGAUAAUGACGACGAGCUGGAGUACGAUGAUGAGAGCUAUACAUUUCGCUGAUGAGUGAUUUUACGCUUUUUCUACAGUUCUAUCUCUUUCUUCCUUUUUCUCUCUACCUCCUUUAUUUUCUCUCUCUGACUAGAUCUUUCCCUCAGGGUUUGCAUCCAUUUUAUUUGUCCUCCUUUGAUAUUCACUUAAAACAAGAAUGAAUAGCCAUUUCAUACUGAGGGGUGUUUAAAACAAAUGCUGUUCAUUCACAAAACUGUAUGUUCUAGUCAAAGACCAGUUAUUUUUAACAUUUAUGGGAAAUGUAUAUUUUAUUUUGUUGUGUCUUUGGUUUAUUUUGUGUGUGGCUUCAACCAUGAACCCUGUUAAACAAUAUCCUAUUGGUCGUCAAAUCGGUUUCAAAAUGGUGUUACUCCUCUUUGUAAUUGUGGUGGUUUUGAAGUUUAAUACGGGCUCUAUUCAGUCUGGAACCGAUGAAGCGUUACAGAUUGCACAAAAUAAAUGUUACGGUCAUUUCCGAUUGAGCCGACAUAUGCAGUGUUUACCCUGAAUGCCGUCUCCGCUAACUCGGGAACAUUGCCUUUAAAUUUCAAUCAAGCUGUAACGCUGAUGGAGUGGAGUCCUAACACUUUCAGAGUUAUGGUUUUGCCACUUGUCUUUGUAUAAUUAGUUUGCAGUCAUUGACUUUUGAUUAGAAAAUAUUGUGUUGUUAUUCAAAUAAAGUUGAAUUGAA